Messenger RNA from Periophthalmus magnuspinnatus, 2151 nucleotides. It is a transcript of the gene klhl18, whose product is annotated as kelch-like family member 18. The transcript is spliced from 11 exons. Gene Ontology annotation, molecular function: protein binding. NCBI's taxonomy places the organism in Eukaryota, Metazoa, Chordata, Actinopteri, Gobiiformes, Gobiidae. Bases 31 to 1752 code for a protein of 573 amino acids. The record is from RefSeq and is a predicted model, not a curated record.
GCGGAAGUGCGCGCAGAGACGGCGGAAGUGAUGGGAGACGCGCUGUCCGAGUCGGAGCUCGAGGAUUUGGUGCAUUUUUCGGCGCACGAGCUGCCCGCGCGCGGCUACGGCGUCAUGGAGGAGAUCCGGCGUCAGGGCAAACUCUGUGACGUCACGCUCAAGGUGGGGGAGCAUAAGUUCAGUGCUCACCGGAUCGUACUGGCCGCCUCCAUCCCGUACUUCCAUGCCAUGUUCACUUCCGACAUGGCAGAGAGCAAACAGGACCAGAUCCUCAUGCAGGGAAUGGACCCCAGCGCUCUGGAGGCCCUGAUAAACUUUGCAUACAGUGGACACAUUGCCAUAGAUCAGCAGAAUGUUCAGAACCUGUUGAUGGGAGCCAGUUUCCUGCAGCUUCAGAACGUGAAGGAGGCCUGUUGCAGCUUCCUCCAGCAGCGUCUCCACCCGAAGAACGUGUUGGGGGUACGCACGUUUGCGGAGACGCUCAUGUGCACGGCGCUAUACGAAGCUGCCAACAGUUUCCUGCAUCAAAACUUUGUGGAUGUCUCGGAGUCAGACGAGUUUCUGGCCCUAAGUCUGGAGCAACUUUUGGAGCUGACGAGCUGCGACGAGCUCAAUGUGCGGGCCGAGGAGCAGGUCUUCGAGGCAGUCCUGUCUUGGGUCCACCAUGAUCCCGGGCGUCAGGAGGUUCUUCCGGAGCUACUGGAGCAGAUUCGACUUCCUCUGUGCAGACCCCAGUUCCUCUCAGACAGAGUCCAGCAAGACCAACUACUGCGUUGCUGCCACAAGUGCAGGGAUCUCGUCGACGAGGCGAAGGAUUUUCACCUGAUGCCAGAGCUCCGCCCCCUUCCGGCCUUUAAACUCCGCCCCCGCGUGUGCUCGUCUUUGAGUGGUCUGUUGUAUGCAGUCGGUGGGCUCAGCAGCACAGGGGACUCUCUAAAUUUGGUUGAGGUCUUCGAUCCUGUAGCAAACUUCUGGGAGCCGUGUCAGCCAAUGAGAACGGCCCGCAGCCGAGUUGGCGUGGCUGUCGUCAAUGGUUUGCUCUACGCCAUUGGAGGAUAUGACGGCCAAUCACGGCUUAGCACAGUCGAGGUCUACAACCCCGAGACCGACACCUGGACCCGGGUCUCCAGCAUGAACUGCCAGAGGAGUGCGAUGGGGACGGUGGUGUUGGAUGGACACAUUUAUGUUUGUGGAGGCUAUGACGGAAAGUCUUCCCUCAACUCAGUGGAAUGUUACUCACCUGAGACUGACAGGUGGACCUUUGUGACGGAGAUGAGCGCAAGCCGGAGCGCCGCUGGAGUCACAGUUUUUGACGGGCGCAUCGUGGUGUCGGGCGGCCAUGAUGGUCUGCAGAUCUUCAACACGGUGGAGUGCUUCAGCCGGCACAGUGGUCGCUGGGCUCCGUUUGGCUCCAUGUUAAAUAAACGCUGCCGUCACGGUGCAGCAGCGCUCGGCGGGCAGAUGUUUGUGGCGGGAGGAUAUGACGGCUCUGCAUUCCUGAGCAGUGCUGAAGUGUUCAACUCCGAGAGCGGCCAGUGGAGUCUCCUAGUGCCCAUGCACACACGCCGCAGUCGGGUGUCCCUGGUGGCCUGCGGGAGGCGUCUUUAUGCCGUAGGAGGAUACGAUGGACAGUCCAACCUGAGCUCCACAGAGACCUUCUGUCCUCUGAGCCGACAGUGGAGCUUCUGUGCUCCCAUGAGCUGCCACCAGGGGGGUGUAGGGGUGGGCUGUGUGCCUCUUCCGCCCUCCUGACCCCACCCCCGCCUGACCCCGCCUGCCUGACCCCCUCUGGACUAUGGCCACGCCUCCUGGAGUCUGAUCCCACGGCGGCCAUUUUGGCGCAGGAAUAUUUUUGGACCAAACUGAGACAAGAGGACGCUGCUGUUUUAGGAACAUGGACACGUUUACCUCAGAGUGACCCUGGUGACCUGAGCUGUCAGUGACUGAGGUGACCCUGAGCUGACCUGAGAUGACCUGGAGUGACUGGGGUUGACCCUGUGGUGACCCUGAGCUGACCUUUCAUGAUCUUUAGUGACUGGGGCUGAGGGAGUUUCUGGAGUUUUUACUUGAUUCACAAACUGUUGAGACAACGCUGCUCAAACCUUUGGUGAAAUAAUGUAAUUUAAUAAUAAUAAAUUAUUAAAAUAAGGG